Molecule: messenger RNA, 3788 nt
Organism: Megalops cyprinoides (Indo-Pacific tarpon)
Lineage: Eukaryota; Metazoa; Chordata; Actinopteri; Elopiformes; Megalopidae
Product: rap guanine nucleotide exchange factor-like 1
Exons: 15
Coding region: 753-2618 (621 amino acids)
Biological process (GO): positive regulation of GTPase activity; Ras protein signal transduction
Cellular component (GO): plasma membrane
Molecular function (GO): guanyl-nucleotide exchange factor activity
Source: RefSeq, a predicted model, not a curated record
GAGAGGGAGAGUGUAUCCGCAGCGCCACCACGACAGCAUUCAGUUCACACAGAGGGGGGAGAAGCAGCGAGGCGCCGUAAUAAACACUCUUCCAUACAAGAGGAACUCUGCAGACACGGCCAUUAUUCGUGAAGUAGAUAACAGUGGCGCCUAUAUCACAGAGCCAUUAAUCUGUGUUAUCGUGGAGCACUUCGAAAGAGACAGGUCGCGGUAGCCAGUGGGAAGAAAACCACUGGGCGCCGUUUUAACCACCCCCCGCAGUUAAAUCAAUCGCUUUAUUUCCAUAUGUCUUAUCUUUUUUGUAUCGUACGGGAAAGUGUUAAUUCAUCGCGUCGCUUGCUGAACAGAGGCUCUGAGACAUUUUUGUAAUAUUUUAAGUGCACCGCUCCUCCAGUUCGGCGGUGCGUCUGACGCGGCUGCAGACGCGGAAAACAAGUGUGAGCAGACGUCAAAUGAUCACUCUUGUUAUGGAACAGCGCUGUUUUUUCGCACUGUAACCACUCAGCCAGGACGCAGCUAUAUCAGUGUGUUGAGAGGCUCUGAUUUUGCUUACCGAUUUUUUCUUCUGCUCAUAACUCAUAAUUAGAUUGAUGGGCUCUUACUCAUUUUUGUCUAUUUUUCUGCUGUAGACGAAGAGACUAGGAAAUCAGGACUUCGUUUCAUGUCUACAAAUAUGAUGUAGAAUUAAACGUACGAGACUAUCCGAGUUGCCAUUGCCAUUAUCAUAGUCAUUUUAGGGGUACACUACCAAAAUGCCGGCUGGAAUGAAGCCUCUGGAAAAGUUUCUGAAGAAGCAGACCACUGCCCUCACUCGCGCCGGUGCUUUCGGGGAGAAGGCGACCGGCACGGGGGCUUCGAGGCGGAGAGCCAGCCUCUCCCGGGUGGUGCCGUUCUUCAGGGAGACCUCGCCGGAGAGCGGGCCGGCGCGGGAGGUGUUCAGCCCGGACGCCGAGGAGCCGCCGUGCUGGCCCCCCGCGGCCGCGGACAUCAGGAGCCCGUCUCUGUCGAGCGACGAGCAGAGCUCCGAGGCCAGUCUGGAGACGACCUGGACCCCGUUGCCCCCGGACACGCCUGACAAUGUUGCACUGACGGUCCUGGACAGCGUAGCAGGCAAGCGACAUUGUAACUGCACAGAGACGCUCCUGGAUGACUUCAUGCUGACACACCCCAUCUUCCUGCCUCCAGACAGGUUCCAGCAGAUCCUCCUUCAGCAAUUUGGGGUGGAGGGGGCGCAGGAGGAGGGCUGGCCCGGCUGGGACGGGGUGGAGCGGAAGCAGGCCGUACUGAGUGUGGCCUUCCGCUACAUGGACACCUACAGAGAGCUGCUGCAGGAGGACGGGGAGAAAGCCAACAGCUUCCCUAAGGAGCUGUACCUGUGUGCUGCCCGGGAGCUGAGCCGACACCCAGAGCUGGUGGAGGAGGUGCUGAAGCUGCAGCGCUGGACUGAGAUCCUGCAGAGCCCGACGGAGGAGGACAAGGACAGCAAGAAGAAGCAGGUCCGCCCGCUGUUCCGCCAUUUCCGCCGAAUCGACGCCUGCCUGCAGCCGCGCGAGGCCUUCCGCGGCUCGGACGAGAUCUUCUGCAGGGUGUACACCCCGGACCACUCGUACGUGACCAUCCGCAGCCGGCUGUCGUGCCGUGUGGGCGAGAUCCUGGCGCUGGUGAGGGAGAAGCUGCAGUACAGCGAGGAGCAGCCCCGGCAGCCCGGGACCCUGGUGCUGGUGGCCGUCACGUCCUCGGGGGAGAAAGCCGUGUUCCGCCCCAGCGAUGAAGCCGUCUUCACCACGCUGGGCGUCAACACCCACCUGUUCGCCUGCGAGCCGUCCGAGCUGGAGACCCUGCUGCCGUUACCUGAGGAAAUCCACUGGUCUCCUGGCGACAGCAAGCUUCACGACAUGAGCGCCGAGGAGGUGGCCAAUCAGCUGGUGACGUUCGACUGGGAGCUCUUCAGCUGCGUGCACGAGGUGGAGUUUGUGUGCUACGUGUUCCACGGGGAGCAGGCUCGCUGGCGCCCCCUCAACCUGGAGCUGGUACUGCAGCGCUGCAGCGAGGUGCAGCACUGGGUUGCCACGGAGAUCCUGCAGUGCCAGUCGCUGCCAAAGAGGGUGCAGCUUCUGCGCAAGUUCAUCAAAAUUGCGGCGCUGUGUAAGCAGCAGCAGGACCUGCUGUCUUUCCUGGCGAUCGUCCUGGGGCUGGACAACCCAGCGGUCAGCCGACUCCGCCUCACCUGGGAGGGCCUGCCAGGAAGGUUCAGAAAGCAGUUCCAGCAGUUUGAAAGCAUUGCGGACCCCUCCAGGAACCACAAGUCCUACAGGGAUCUGAUGGGCAGUCUCCGCCCUCCCUUCAUCCCCUUCACCCCACUGCUGCUGAAAGACCUGACCUUCCUCCACGAGAGCUGUAAGACCUUCCACGGGGAGCUGGUGAAUUUUGAGAAGAUGCACAAAGUUGCAGAGAUGGUUAGGAGCAUUAGGAGGUGCAGGAGCACCCAACUUGCCCUGGAUGUGGAGCCCUCCCCAUCUCACCUCCAGACCAGGGCCUACGUGCGGCAGCUCCAAGUCAUCGACAAUCAGAACCUGCUCUUCAACAUGUCCUGCAAACUGGAGCCCAAAGAUGUGUGAAAGCACAAACCGCCCCCGCUUCCCUUCACAACCCCAUCCCAAACCUAUUCUUACCCCUGUGAGGUGAACCCCCCCCCCCAAGUGAUUAGUCCCCUAUAGCAGCAAUCCUUCGCUCUCAACCCGCCCGCUGCUGACCGCUAACUCCCACCCUGGCCCGUAGCCCUUUGAAGGGCCGAGCAGUGCAUUGUGGGAGACCUCUCUGUGUGCGGUACCGGUGAGUUGCGAGUGGCGCAGGAGCAUGAGUCGGAAAGCACCUUUUCUCUGCAUUACAGUCAUGUGCGAGUGUGACCUUGAGAAGCCAGUCGCUAUGAGAAGAAGUUAAUGCUCAAGGAGCGGAUCAGGGACCCCCCCCAAGUGUGACCGGAGGAACAGCCAGCCUGCUUUUUCCCCAUCAGUAUCCAUGCGUCUGUUCUCAUCUCCGGCUUGUAAGCUAAUGUAGUUGCACUGCCGCCACCUGAAAAAGAACUGAAAAAAAAACUGACGUGAGGCUAAGCUAAGCUAAGCUGAACUGGACUGACUUGACUAAAUCUGUGAACUUGGGUUUUCUCCGUGAACCUGCCUGAACGUACUCUUGAAAACCGUGUCCUGCUGCUGCCCAACAUUACAAAGGGGACACUCUGCCUCUGACAAUCUUACCUGGUCUUAUUACUGCUGUCUCCCCUAUACCCACCUUCCCACUCAGGCACUCACCACAGACAUCCACGCAGCAGCCAUGAAAGUGGGGUUCUCAAAUCUGGACACCCCCCCCCCUCCCCCUAUUUGAGUGUCAUGUGCACUUAUUGCUUCCUGGGUCAUGACCCCCAAGGAGGGCUGCCCCACGCUGCCUGUAUUAUAUCUCUGUACAUACGUGUAAAUAGUGAAAAGAAAGGAGACCCUAUUUUAAGUAAGAGAUGAGAGAUGGUCAUAUAAAAGAGAAUAUGUCCUUUGUUUUGUAAAUUUGGAAAAAGGCUACAAGAGUUUAAUGGUUGUAUAACAGAGCCUGUCAAGGUUAAGGAAUUGUAUAGCAUAUCUCUUUUUCUUUCAGGGGAAUUCAGUUGUUUUUCUUUUUGUAAAGAAGUCCGUGUUUACAGUCACCUCUCUUGAAACUCAGAUGAAUUUAACGAGGCCAGAGACUGGGGUGCUUGCAGGUAUUACAUGUGCCCACGCCCUCCUAUCCUGGCCUCUGACACU